Messenger RNA from Pyricularia grisea, 1236 nucleotides. RefSeq lists its product as uncharacterized. Lineage: Eukaryota; Fungi; Ascomycota; Sordariomycetes; Magnaporthales; Pyriculariaceae. The record is from RefSeq and is a predicted model, not a curated record. The transcript has a single exon. The coding region runs from base 1 to 1236 and encodes 411 amino acids.
AUGCCAUCCCAAAAUUUCCUGCUGGCAAUCUCACACGCCGUCUCAGGCUCAGUCGGCACCGCCACCUCGACGGCGGCAACCUACCCUCUAGACCUGGUCAACACUCGGCUCAAGGUGCAACGGCAGCUCGCUCGGGACGGCACCAUCCCGCCCGGGGAGACCUACGAUGGGCCAAUCGACGCUUUGAAGGCCGUGUGGAGGCGCGAGGGCGGCCUCGCCGGUCUGUACGCGGGCCUCGGCUCGGACCUGGCCAAAUCGGUCGCCGACUCGUUCCUCUUCUUCCUCUUUUACAACUGGUUCCGGGCCAGGAGGCUGGCGCGGCCCGGAAACGCCCGGCGCAGGCGGAUGGGCGUCGUCGAGGAGCUGGCCGUCGGCGCCGUGGCCGGAGCCUGCUCCAGGGCUCUCACCAUGCCCGUCGCCAACGUCGUCACGAGGAUCCAGACCGCGGCGCUGGUGGGCGGCGGCGGUGGCGCGGCGGGUGAUGAUCGGAGCGCGCCCGCGGUGCUGCGGGAGCUGCUGCGCGAGAGGGGCGUCGCCGGCCUGUGGGCGGGCUACUCGGCCGCGCUGGUGCUGACGCUGAACCCCAGCAUCACCUUCUUCCUGGACCAGGCGCUGCGCAGCUCGCUGGCGAGCGGCGAGGACAGGCCGGACGGCGGUCUGGUGACCUUUUUCGUGGCGGCCGUCAGCAAGGCCGUGGCCACGGCGGCGACCUUUCCGUUCCAGAUCGCAAAGGCGAGGCUGCAAGUGUCGUCGCCAUCGCGGCCGUCUUCGCCUGCGCCCGACGCCACCGUGAGCGAAGGGCUGGCGAACGGCGCCGUCUCGGUGGAGGAGGCGGCGAGGAUCGCGGCGGCCAAGGCCAAGUAUUCGCUGAGCAACAGCAUACGCAGCCUGGCCAGGGAUAACAUCUUCACGACGGUGUCGCGCAUAACGCGCGAGGAGGGCGUGGGUGCGCUGUACGACGGGUUAGGGGGCGAGCUCCUCAAGGCGUUUUUCAGUCACGGCAUCACCAUGUUGUCCAAGGACGCGUUCCACAAGGUGCUCGUGAGGCUCUACUUUGCACUCCUUGCUCUGUCGAGCUUACUCAAGAAAAGGCGCAAGGAGUUGGGGAGCCACGGGGCGGGAGAUGCGAGUGGAAUCACUGGGGUUGUUUUAUCACUGCCACUGGCCGUGAGGAAACAAAUAGAGCUGCUAUUGUUCACGUUAGUGGGCAGUAGUCAAAGGUUAACCAAAACAUAA